AUGAGACUUAACUCAAGCGAUGACGUUGAAGUUUACGAAGAGAUCGGUCGAGGUGGAUUCGGCGUUGUAUACCGCGGCAUAAUCAAAUCCAACUCGCAAGAAGUUGCAAUCAAACAAAUUGAUCUUGAACAAGACACAACAGACUUGAUUGAAAUAAACAAAGAGAUCCAGAUCCUAAGUGAAUGCAACUCACCGCAAAUCACCGCCUACUACGGAUCAUUUGUCAAGAACUACAAACUCUGGGUCGUUAUGGAAUACGUUGAUGGUGGAUCCAUCUUUGAGUUGUUGACUCCAGGCACCAUAACCGACGAACCAACCAUUGCAUAUAUUGUGAGAGAAGUACUAUUGGCAUUGAAGUACCUACAUAAUCAAGGAAAGAUCCAUCGAGAUUUGAAAAGUCAAAAUAUCUUGGUUAACAAACGAGGACAAAUCAAAUUGACUGAUUUUGGAGUUAGCACACAAUUGAGUUCGAAUUUUUCCAAGCGCAAUACCACAGUGGGGACGCCAUACUGGAUGGCUCCGGAAGUGAUUUUGAAUUCGGAAUCUGGACAUGGCUUCAAAGCGGAUAUCUGGUCGUUGGGAUGUUGCGCUUAUGAGAUGUUGACGGGGAAACCACCAUUGCAAAACCAUAUUGCUCCAAUGAGAGCUUUGAGAUUGAUCUCACAAUGUCGAACCAAUGGCGAUUUCACCAAACUUGUCGAAUUGGAUCUGUUGGACGCGUCGAGGGAGUUUAAAGAUUUCCUAAGCUGUUGCUUUAUUGAAAAUACGAAAGCUAGAUAUGAUGUUUCCAAGUUGUUAAAGCAUGGGUUUGUUUGUGGGAAAAUUGAUGAUGGUGCCAAACUGGUUAAGAGAUUGAUCACUAGGAAACAAUUAUGGAACCAGCAAAAUGCAAGUUUUAAACCUAAAUCGUAUUACAUUGAGACUGAGAUGCAGCGUAACCAAGUGAAAUGGAAUGAUAAUGUUGACAAAUAUGGGGAGAAGCAGAUACCUGAAGUACAUUUCGAUAUUAGCUCCUUGAGCUGUAGCGAUAACGAUAGUGAGACUUUGCGAGAAUCUCCGCAAAGGGAUGUUUAUGCCGAGACAAAGUCACAUUUCGAUAAAAUACACACCAAGGUUGUGAGUAAAAUCGACUCAAAGUGCGGGCUACUGGAUGACCAGUUGAAAACAUUUGUCAACCUCAAAACAGACAUGACUACACUCAUAACCGAAAGUAACGACAAGAUUAUUCUAUUUCAGUACUUGAAAUAUUUAUACAAGGAAUUAUCCAAGGAAAAGAAUAACUCGAUAGGAAAGUUGGUCUUGCCACACAUACCAGCAAGGAGGGGGGAUGAACUCGCUUCAUCCGGUGUGCCGACAACCGCAACGUCAGCAACGUCAGCACAAUCAACAUCAACCACAACGUUGGCAGGAACUGCAACAAGAACAGCACUGAGGAGUAGAUUGCAUUUCAACAAGUUUGAUGAAAUAGAACAGAGUCUUUUGGAGUCGUGGUUGAACAAGACAAGGGUGUAA
This is a messenger RNA of Lodderomyces theae, 1512 nucleotides long. RefSeq lists its product as uncharacterized. Gene Ontology annotation, molecular function: ATP binding; protein kinase activity. The record is from RefSeq and is a predicted model, not a curated record. NCBI's taxonomy places the organism in Eukaryota, Fungi, Ascomycota, Pichiomycetes, Serinales, Debaryomycetaceae. The transcript has a single exon. The coding region runs from base 1 to 1512 and encodes 503 amino acids. Gene Ontology annotation, biological process: protein phosphorylation.